AUGGCACCGCGUCGAAAAACAACGAAAGCUGACCGCGCCAGGAAGCUUCUGGGCGGAGUGUUGCGGGAAGACUCUGAUGAUGAGCUGGGCCAGGAAGAUCACCCCUGGGAAUGGAUAUUCGACAGCGAUGGCAGGACGAUCAAGGGUGCUCGCAUGGGCGCUUUCGAAUGCUUCGUAGGAGAUCCGGUCCUUCUGAAAGCCGCGAACAAUGAAGCAUGGGUCGCACUACUUCACUCCUUCGCGGAAGAAGAAGACGAGGACGAGGACGGCCAGGCAAUUACCGAGAAGAAGGCGACCAUGCUGUGGUUUUCCUCAGAAAAGGAGAUCAGAAAUAACAAGAAGAAGCGUCAAGAUUUCAUGGCCAAUGAGUUGUAUAUUACCGCCAAUUUUGACAACAACGCGUUGGCUACCAUCAACGGCAAAGCCCAAAUCUGCUCCAGAGAAGAAUUUGACCAGCGAUUUCCUUCCGGCAAGAUUCCCCGGACCUCCAAGUCGUAUGGCAAGCUCUUCGUAUGCAGAAGGGGAGUCAACAUCCGCACGACAACGUAUUCAGAUGAAUUUCGAUGGGAGGAUCUUUACAAGGGUCCAGAAAACUUGGAUGACGUGGUCGCAUUCGUAGAGUCACAGACGGUAGGGACACGGAAACGCAAGAAUGCGGCCAGAGACAGAGAGCUUGACGAGUUCGUUGAGGGCGACGGGGACGAGGACGAGCCAUCGACGCCGCGGAAGAAGCGCAAAUUGGCCGCUGGAACGCCAACACCAUCUCGAAAUAAGAACACCACCCCACGAAAGUUCACAACACCUAGCGGACGCAAGAUAAUCACUAAAAGAGCCUUGGAAUUCACACCGCUCGGCACAAGAAUCCUGUCACCUGCACAAACGCAGUCAUCGCCGCAUCAAAUCGCAAGGUCCAGUCUUCACGUCUCUGCAGUGCCCCACGCCCUGCCCUGUAGAGAGACCGAAUUCGAUACCGUCUACUCACAUCUCGAAACUGCCAUCUCAGCUGGUACGGGAUCGUGUAUUUACAUAUCGGGCACACCCGGAACAGGCAAGACUGCAACGGUUCGCGAAGUUGUCAGCAGUCUGCAGGCAGCUGUCGCUGAGGAACAGCUCGACGAUUUCUACUUUGUCGAGAUCAAUGGCAUGAAAGUCACCGAUCCUCAUCAAUCGUACAGUCUGCUGUGGGAAGCGUUGAAAGGAGAUCGCGUAAGCUCGAACCAUGCACUUGAACUACUAGAGCGUGAAUUCACGACUCCCAGCCCACGACGAGUUCCUUGUGUCGUGCUGAUGGACGAGCUUGAUCAGCUCGUGACUCGGAACCAAGGCGUCAUGUAUAAUUUCUUCAACUGGCCACAACUCCGACAUUCGAGGCUCAUUGUCCUGGCUGUUGCGAACACGAUGGACCUGCCCGAGCGGACGCUGUCCAACAAAAUAUCGAGUCGAUUAGGUCUGACUCGCAUCACGUUUCCGGGAUACACACACACACAGCUCAUGAAGAUCAUCCAAAGCCGUCUCGAGGGGUUAGGGCAAGUUGUUGUGGAACCGGAUGCGGUCCAAUUCGCUAGCCGAAAGGUUGCUGCUGUUUCAGGCGAUGCGCGGCGGGUGCUGGACAUCUGUCGUCGAGCUGUUGAACUUGCCGAACAGGAUGCACUGCAAAAUGACCGGAUUGAUCAGGAGAACCAGACUCCUACUGCCCCAGGCAAGACACCACUCAAAGAGAAGAAGGCAUCCAGCAAAGGCGUGGUCACAAUUGCAACAGUCAAACAGGCGAUCAACGAAGCGACCUUGACACCUUUGGCGUCACAUUUGCGGUCGUUACCUCUCACCAGUAAGCUAUUUCUUGCGGCUCUUCUUGCACGAACACGACGAACAGGUCUCUCGGAGUCUACGCUAUCCGAUGUUACUGACGAAGCUCAUCGUAUGAGUACUAUAACGACGAACAAGAGCCUGACAAAGCACUUGCUCGCUGUGGCACCCAGCUUAGAACAACAAGAAAUUGGGAGCGACACAGUUUCCAUGACGCCCUCGAAGCGAGGACGACCGGUCCAAAAGCGCGAAGUGGAGCACGCAGCUCGGAUCAAUGGUCUCGGUGUAGCUGCGCGGGAGCUCUUUGAAGCGGGCAUCAUUGGACUGGAGAGUAGACAUGGUGAUCGCGUAGGACGAGUUCGCUUGGGUGUUGCUGAAGAGCAGGUUGCUGAUGCACUUAGAGACGACAAAGAUUGCAUCGGUCUCACAUAG
Cercospora beticola is the source of this 2238-nucleotide messenger RNA. RefSeq lists its product as uncharacterized. Gene Ontology annotation, cellular component: nuclear origin of replication recognition complex. Gene Ontology annotation, biological process: mitotic DNA replication checkpoint signaling; DNA replication initiation. NCBI's taxonomy places the organism in Eukaryota, Fungi, Ascomycota, Dothideomycetes, Mycosphaerellales, Mycosphaerellaceae. The record is from RefSeq and is a predicted model, not a curated record. Gene Ontology annotation, molecular function: DNA replication origin binding; chromatin binding; ATP binding.